Messenger RNA from Parastagonospora nodorum SN15, 186 nucleotides. RefSeq lists its product as hypothetical. The transcript has 2 exons. NCBI's taxonomy places the organism in Eukaryota, Fungi, Ascomycota, Dothideomycetes, Pleosporales, Phaeosphaeriaceae. The record is from RefSeq and is a predicted model, not a curated record. Bases 1 to 186 code for a protein of 61 amino acids.
AUGGCUGAGAUGUUGGCGGACAUGGCUAAGAUGAACGAAAGUAACAAGACUGGGAAGGGUAAAGCGAAGGUGGACAUGUAUGCAAAGCUGGAGACGGAUGCGACAAUUAACAAGAAGGCGGGGCAAGGGAAGGAGCCAAUGUGGUGGUAUGAUUCACAGUUUGAUGAUUUUGAAAGAUUUUCCUGA